UGCUCGGCUCUUCUCUAUGUAGCAGAACCUGCUCCUCGGUCCUACCUGUCUGCAGUCUCUGGCCAUCUCCUGUACUAUGUCUGCAGUCUUCGGUCAUCUUCUGUAGUAUGUUCGCAGUCUCUGGUCAUCUCCUGUACUAUGUCUGAAGUCUCUGGUCAUCUCCUGUACUAUGUCCACAGUUUCUGGUCAUCUCCUGUACUAUGUCUACAAUCUCUGGUCAUCUCCUGUACUAUGUCUGCGUUCUCUGGUUAUCUCCUGUACUAUGUCCGCAGUCUCUGGUCAUCUCCUGUACUAUGUCCGCAGUCUCUGGUCAACUCCUGCACUGUGUCCGCAGUCUCUGGUCAUGUCCUGUACUAUGUCCGCAGUCUCUGGUCAUCUCCUGUACUGUGUCCGCAGUCUCUGGUCAUCCCCUGUACUGUGUCCGCAGUCUCUGAUCAUCUCCUGUACGGUGUCCGCAGUCUCUGGUCAUCCCCUGUACUGUGUCCGCAGUCUCUGGUCAUCUCCUGUACUAUGUCCGCAGUCUCUGGUCUUCUCCUCUAGUACAUACAGUCUCUGGUCAUUUCCUGUACUAUGUCUGCAGUC
This is a messenger RNA of Staurois parvus, 582 nucleotides long. The record is from the annotation of a GenBank genome assembly. NCBI's taxonomy places the organism in Eukaryota, Metazoa, Chordata, Amphibia, Anura, Ranidae.